AUGUCACUGUACACGCCCGAAUCGCUUCGCGCGCCGGCUCGGACCCCUCACUCCCCUUCAUCCGGAACGCGCUAUACGCCCACAACGACCACAAAGGGAGCCGACGUUUUUGGGGAUAUCACGGUGCCUAAUAUGAUUAGGAGCAGUCCGGUCUUGACGCCCGGGAGAGAUAGCCCGGGGUGGGGAGGCAAGGGGAGGAUGCGGCAGGCAGGGGGAUAUGGGGAUCGCUUCAUCCCUACUCGAGAUGGGUCGGACAUGCACGCCGCAUAUCAAAUAGCGUCAGGCUCGGCGGAUGGGAAGCCAAAAGGGCGGAGAAGGAGCCCAAUCGGACAGUCUACCGAUGUCGAGACGAGAAAGGAAGAAGUGAACGCCACCUUCACCCAACUCCUCAAAGAAGAGCUCUUCCCUCCUUCCCACUCGCCUUCCCGCAAAACCCCCUCCGCCAAUCCGUCCACUUCACGCCAUAACCAGCUCCGCCGGCCCAUGACCUUCGAUAACUCCAACAUCCCUAAUCUCCCUUCCGCCAACUACCCCAUCUCCUCCGCUGGUACCACACCCCUGCACCACCACCCUCCGCCCGCUAUUUCCGGUAUGGUCGAUCGGGAGCGGGGCGAGCGUGAACUCUCCCCAGCCUCCACAUUACCUCCUCUUCCCCUACACGCGCCCGCUACGCCCACAUCAGGACACGCUCGAGCACCCGGAGCAGGCCCCAGCGGGACCCAUCACCGAGCCCAUCAGUCCCAGCUCGCCCUAACGUCUUCGUUGGGGCGGAGCGGCACCACUCCUCCGAAUUCCAACGAGCGCCGAUCAGCCUUCUCCCCUCCUCCUUCCAACACAAAUAAUCCAGGAUCGCCCUCCACACCCAGCAAGAAACGGCUUCUCAACUUCUCGUCCCCCGCCGGUACGCGGAUGACGCAGUUCACGGCCGGGCUGGACAGUAUGGAGCAUGAAAAGUACAGUCUGAGUCCGGUGGGCAAGAGGAGCCAGGAGGUGUUGCUUAGUCCGAGGAAAAGUGUUAGGCAGAUAAGUAGGACGCCGUUCAAGGUGCUGGAUGCGCCAGAACUUGCCGACGACUUCUACCUCAACCUCGUCUCGUGGUCUUCGUCCAAUGUCCUCGGUGUUGGUCUGAACACUUGCGUCUACCUCUGGUCGGCGCAGACUAGCAAAGUGACCAAGCUUUGCGAGAUGCCAGUGACGCUAGUGGGCGGGGAGGAAGUCAGCGAUGUGGUGACGGGUCUGGAAUGGACAAAUAAAGGAUCCACACUCGCCAUCGGAACCAACCGCGGAACCGUCGAGAUCUGGGACGCCGAGUACUGCAAGCGCAUACGAACCAUGACGGGCCAUACCGCCCGCGUCGGCUCUCUGGCAUGGAACGGCCAUAUCCUCUCUUCCGGCUCUCGCGAUCGCACCAUCCUCCAUCGAGACGUACGCGUUCCGGACCAGUACAUCCGCCGGCUUGCCGGGCACCACAAGCAGGAAGUGUGCGGGCUGAAAUGGAACCCGGAUACCGACCAGCUCGCGUCGGGCGGGAACGACAAUAAGCUGUUUGUAUGGGGCGGAACGGAUACUCGGCCGACGUGGCGGUUUGGGGAGCAUCGUGCGGCUGUCAAAGCAAUAGCGUGGAGUCCGCACCAGCGGGGCGUACUGGCCAGUGGAGGAGGGACGGCGGAUAAGAAGAUUAGAUUCUGGAACAGUCUCACGGGCGGUCUGGUCUCAGAGUGGGAUACAGGAUCUCAGGUCUGUAAUCUCAUGUGGUCACUCAACUCUAAUGAGAUUGUAUCGACACACGGCUAUUCCGGCGGACCCGUAUCGAACCAAAUCCAUAUCUGGCGGUACCCAUCCAUGACCCAAGUCGCCACGCUCACCGGCCACACCUUUCGGGUGCUGUACCUAGCCAUGUCCCCGGAUGGGCAGACGAUCGUCACCGGUGCAGGGGACGAGACGCUGCGGUUUUGGAAUGCGUUUCAGAAGGGGAAGGGGAAAGCGUCGGUCGGUGGGGGAGAGGCCAAGGUUGGGUUUGGGUCGGGGUUGGGGAAGAUCCGCUAG
Molecule: messenger RNA, 2046 nt
Organism: Dioszegia hungarica
Lineage: Eukaryota; Fungi; Basidiomycota; Tremellomycetes; Tremellales; Bulleribasidiaceae
Product: WD40-repeat-containing domain protein
Exons: 6
Coding region: 1-2046 (681 amino acids)
Biological process (GO): positive regulation of anaphase-promoting complex-dependent catabolic process; anaphase-promoting complex-dependent catabolic process; positive regulation of ubiquitin protein ligase activity
Cellular component (GO): anaphase-promoting complex
Molecular function (GO): protein binding; ubiquitin ligase activator activity; anaphase-promoting complex binding
Source: RefSeq, a predicted model, not a curated record